AUGGAUGGAGGACAGCCCGACCCUUCACCCCUAGUGCCCCUUGGGAAUGUGCCAUCAGAUUCUAGCAUGUCUCUGGAGCAGAAAACGACAUUUGUCUUUGUAAUUUUGUUGUUCAUUUUCUUGGGCAUCCUCAUCGUCAGGUGCUUCCGGAUUCUCCUGGACCCAUAUCGGAGCAUGCCCACCUCCACCUGGGCCGACGGACUGGAAGGCCUGGAGAAAGGGCAGUUUGACCAUGCCCUUGCUUAG
Castor canadensis (American beaver) is the source of this 246-nucleotide messenger RNA. The record is from RefSeq and is a predicted model, not a curated record. Lineage: Eukaryota; Metazoa; Chordata; Mammalia; Rodentia; Castoridae.